Molecule: messenger RNA, 1290 nt
Organism: Neltuma alba
Lineage: Eukaryota; Viridiplantae; Streptophyta; Magnoliopsida; Fabales; Fabaceae
Product: reticulon-like protein B3
Exons: 6
Coding region: 149-913 (254 amino acids)
Biological process (GO): response to bacterium
Source: RefSeq, a predicted model, not a curated record
GAGACUUCAAUUCACGAAGACCCUCCGAAGGUCACCACUCUCUCUGCCAUUGAUCGAUCCACAAUUAAACGGUAUUUAAAUACCUGAAAGAAGAAAACAGAAAGAAGAAAAGGAUUCGGAAGAAAAGUUAAGGAGAAUAUAUAAAACAAUGCCUCACUCGAUGGAAUUAUUGGACGUUGCCGAUUCUGAGUUCCUCAGCAGUACUGAGGAUGAACUUGAUGAUGAUGAAUCGGAAGGCUCUGAAUCAGAGAUUGAGAAAUACUUCGUCAUUCCGACUGCUAAGAACCGAUUGUUUGGCCGGAAAAGGCCUCUGCAUGUGGUUCUAGGUGCCGGACUAGCUGCUGAUAUUAUGCUCUGGAGGGACAAGAACGUCUCAGCAAGCAUUCUCGCAGGCCUAUCGAUCAUAUGGUUUCUCUUUGAGGGGUUGGGCUACAAUCUGCUUACAUUCUUUUGCCAUUCUGUACUUCUCCUAUUGGCAACGCUGUUCCUGUGGUCAAGUUUUGGCCCUGCAGCCAACUUGCCUCCACUUGACUUUACAGAUAUUGUCUUGCCCGAAAAGCUGCUUGCUAAUGCUGCUGUUUCAUUGAGAUAUGAUAUUAUCCAAGGAUUGAGAUCCCUUGGUGACGUAGCUCUCGGACAAGAUCUGAAGCAAUUUCUCUUUGUUACGGUUACACUGUGGGGUCUCUCUGCUGUUGGUGCUAGGUUCACCUUUGUAACUUUCUUCUACAUAGUGUCUGUCAUAUUGCUGAUAGUGCCAAUGGUAUAUGAAAAGUAUGAGGAUCUUAUCGACAUCAUUGCCGAAAAGGUAUUGAUAGAACUGAAUAAUCAAUAUGCCGCAGUGAAGAAAAUGGUUUUGAGGGAAUUGCACGCAGCCAUUGUUGCCAGCGAGCAAUCUAGAUUGUAUGUCAACUAAUAUAUAUUAGAGGUACAGCAAUUCUCGUUCUGCUUGGUAUGGAUGAAUCGGAUUUUACAAGUCAUGCAAGAUUCAGCUUCUGCUUGUUUUUUUUUUCUCUCGCUGAGGUUGAUGUCAGGGAUGCACUCAAAUCAAAGUUGCUUCAUAAUCGUGUUUAGUAACGCCUUCUUGCAUUGUGAUAAAUACACUAGGAGUGACCUAGCAGGUUCAGUAAUUUUGAUUUUGCUACGCUUUGUAUCAAAGAGGUACUCGACUUGUUCAUAUUGGUUAUUGAUUAUUUCCAUUCAAAAGACUUGUUUUAUUCAGCAUAGCAAUUGAUGUAACAUCCAAAAGGUUCUGUAAGAUAAACCAUUUCAUAAUCAAAUUCUCACCCUCCA